GUCAUCGGUGACGGUCGCGUGACCUGCCCUUCCACGGUAGAGUCAGUAGUUUAUUGAGCGGUACGCCCUUGGGUCGCGUUCGUUUUGUGCCACAGAUAGGGGACGGUCCGAAAUUUGGGAACCGACGCUGGAUAGACCAUCAAAAUAGUUUGGAAUCGGUGCUCGGAACGUUUGGAUCCGUGGCUAGUGGGGAAUUUUGUGUAUUGGUUGUGAUUACCUAGAGCUUUUCGCAGUACUGAUGUAGUGAUUAAACUUUGGGGAACGAAAUCGAGCAUGAUUAGCUCACGUACCGAUGAAGUGAUGUUUUUGUGGACUGCUAGCAGCUGGCAGCCUUGGUGGUGGUUUCGAAACACUGUGGGCGGUAUAUGAACCAAAACAUGGAGUAAAUAUUGAUUAAAAUUAAAAAUCCAAUCCAAUAGAGCCGAGGUGGAGUUUGAUUUAUUGUCUGCCUUCUUCGCUGUGACAGUACCAGUGAUAGUAAUUUCGUUUGUUCGUUCGAACGAAAAGAACAGCGAUAAAGCGUCAAACCUGUGGUUUUGCGCCACCCAUCCUCUCCCAACUCGAGGGAGCAUUUACUGUGAAAACAAGACGAAGUUGGCCCACAUCCGGCGGAUGCUGGCACGGGUGAAAACGGUGAAACGGAGGUUUUAUUCGCAAUGUGAAAAAGUGUGUGUUUUUGGCUUUGGUAGUGGCAUGCGGUGCCGAAUGUAGAGUGUACUCUGUGCAAGUCAAUUCGAUUUGGAGAAGCUGUCAGCCAACGAAUGAAGAAGCAAGGCUAAAUCCCUACACUAGUGUUCGUGUGGUUCGAAAUCGGAAUAAAAAAGUUAUUGUUAUUCGAACCAAUAUGUCAUCUCGGGGGCAAUUUAUUACCAAAAUGGCGCAAUUUAUAGCGCUGAUAAAAGAAUAGAAAUCUGCACAUUUACGACGUGCCGCUGGGGGUGUGUUUGUGUUCGUGAGAAUUUCACUUAUCUCUAGCUCUUUACCCGCGCGCCACUGUUGGAGUGGGUGUUGGUGCUGUUGUUGACCAAAAUGCUACUCUCCACCGGCUGAUAACAGACUGCCAUAAAAAGUAAUGUAACGACGAAAUAAAUUUAGAAAAACGAGCGAAAAAGGUUAGCAAACUCCGAACACUCCGAUCCAUUGAAUCUAUAUAAACAGAUGAAUGUUUAUUUCCGUAUUCUGAUACCUCUUUCUGCACAAUCAUAACAUUAGUGUUCUAGUGAAUAAGUAAGUGUCAAUUGUGUGCGUUUCUCCAGCAAUGUUUCCUCAUCUUCACUUAAUCCGAGAAGAUUGAUUUCAGUGGUUUUCCAUUAGAUUAAAAUUGAAUUGGUGUGCCAAAUAAUGAAAAAAAUGCACCUUACCAGUGUCAAAAUUUCAAUACAAGUACGUGUCAGAAGUGCUCUCCCAUUCAUUACCUACAACUAGAACGUGAAGAUUCAUUCAAAUAAAAAAAAAGCGAAAAACCAACCGAAACCGUAAGCCGUAAGCGCAUUUGUCGCAGAAUCUAAAAUAUUAGCAUAAAUUGCGAAGAAAAUUGCCCCAAAAUUGCUUCUCUUCCCCACAAUCCGCACGAUACAAAAGCAGUAGAAAGAAAACGAAAUCCUCUUCGCCAAACAACAACAUCAAUCAGGGUGGUAGGGACACCAAACGAGAAAAGUCCUCCCUCUCGGAUUCGCGGCACGGCGCGGAGUCAAAAGUUUCCUCUUCGCACCAAUCCGUUGCCUCCCCAGAGCUCGGCCAAAAGUAACAUUAGCGUCGUGCAGGAAUAAAAGAAAACGAAGCAGAAACAGUGAAACACGUAACGGACGCAAAAAGUUCCUCAACGAACGAACACCGACAAUUAUGGAAUUGAUUAUGACGAGCUGCCGCCGCCGCCGCCCCGCUGCUCCGUGCGCUCACCACACCAUCACACGGUGGAGACGGUGGUACUUUGUGGCGGAGGUCCUGCUGUUGGUGCUGCUGUGGGCUAGCGCCGGGAACAGCACGACGAACGCCCAAACACCAACGGAGAAAAUUCCACUGGGGGCCAUCUUCGAGCAGGGAACGGACGAGAUCCAGUCCGCAUUCAAGUUCGCAAUGCUGAACCACAACAUGAACGUGACGUCCCGCCGCUUCGAGCUGCAGGCUUAUGUUGACGUAAUUAACACGGCGGAUGCGUUCAAAUUAUCACGGCUCAUAUGUAAUCAAUUUUCCCGCGGCGUUUUCGCAAUGCUCGGUGCCGUCUCGCCGGAUUCCUUCGACACGCUGCACUCUUACAGCAACACGUUCCAGAUGCCGUUCGUCACGCCCUGGUUCCCGGAGAAGGUCCUGACGCCGUCGUCGGGCUUUCUCGACUUCGCCAUCAGCAUGCGGCCCGAUUACUACCAGGCCAUCAUCGACACGGUGCGCUACUACGGCUGGGACAGGAUCAUCUACAUGUAUGACUCGCACGACGGACUACUUCGGCUGCAGCAGAUCUAUCAGGGCCUGCGGCCAGGCAACGAAACGUUCCACGUGGAAACCGUGAAGCGGAUAGCGAACGUCAGCGAUGCUAUCGAGUUUCUGCGGACGAUCGAGGAGCUGAAUCGGUGGUCCCGCAAGCACAUCGUGCUGGACUGUAGCACCGAGUUGGCCAAGGACAUCGUCGUGAGUCACGUGCGGGACAUUACGCUCGGGAAGCGCACCUACCACUAUCUGCUGAGCGGGCUGGUGAUGGACGACCGCUGGGAGAGCGAAGUGAUCGAGUACGGCGCCAUCAAUAUCACCGGCUUCCGGAUUGUGGACACUAGCAAAAAGUACGUGAAAGAGUUCCUCGACGGCUGGAAGCGGCUCGAUCCGGCGACAUCGCAGGGCGCCGGCAAGGAACUCAUCUCCGCCCAGGCAGCACUGAUGUACGACGCGGUCUUUGUGCUGGUGGAAGCAUUCUCGAAAAUCGUUCGCAAAAAACCGGACCAAUUCCGGGCGUACACGGUGCGCAACCGAGGACAGCCAUUCAACCUGCCCACGAACGGAACCCGCACGCUGGACUGCAACAUGUCCAAGGGUUGGGUUACACCGUGGGAACAUGGCGACAAAAUUUCACGCUACUUGCGAAAGGUGGAAAUUUCUGGCCUUACGGGAGACAUAAGAUUUAAUGAAGAUGGCAAACGGCAGAACUACACCCUCCACGUGGUCGAGAUGACGGUGAACAGCGCAAUGGUAAAGGUGGCCGAGUGGUCCGACGAGAACGGGCUCACGCCGGUGGUAGCCAAAUACACCCGGCUGAAAACGGACAUGAACUACGAGAAGAACAAGACCUACGUCGUAACGACCAUCAUCGAGGAGCCGUACAUAAUGCUGCGCCAGCCGGAACCCGGCGAAACGCUGGAGGGCAACGAUCGCUUCGAGGGCUACUGCAAGGAUCUGGCUGAUUUAGUGGCGAGAAAACUUGGCAUCAACUACGAGUUGCGCAUCGUCAAGGACGGCCAGUAUGGCGCCGAGAAUCCGGACGUGAAGGGCGGAUGGGACGGAAUGGUCGGCGAGCUGGUCCGCAAGGAAGCGGACAUUGCCAUCGCAUCGAUGACAAUUACCUCGGAGCGCGAGCGCGUUAUCGACUUCAGUAAACCGUUUAUGUCACUCGGCAUUUCCAUUAUGAUCAAACGACCGGUCAAGCAGAAGCCGGGUGUGUUCAGCUUUCUCAACCCACUGUCGAAGGAGAUUUGGAUAUGUGUCCUGUUCAGCUAUGUUGGCGUUAGCAUUGUCCUGUACAUAGUGUCACGUUUUUCGCCGUUCGAGUGGCGGCUAGUUAAUUAUAACGACAAAGGAAACACAUUUGGCCUACUUACAGGAGAGCAACCGGACGCCGUCCCGCAGGCCACCGUCAACGAGUUCAGCAUUCUGAACUCGUUCUGGUUCGCCCUGGGCGCAUUCAUGCAGCAGGGCUGUGACAUUUCACCGCGUUCCAUUUCCGGUCGGAUCGUUGGUUCGGUCUGGUGGUUCUUCACGCUCAUUCUCAUCUCAUCGUACACUGCGAAUCUGGCGGCGUUCCUGACGGUCGAGCGAAUGGUCACACCAAUCAAUUCCCCGGAAGAUUUGGCCUCGCAAACUGAGGUCCAGUACGGCACGCUAAUACACGGCUCGACGUGGGAUUUCUUCCGGAAAUCGCAAAUCUCCUUGUACAGCCGCAUGUGGGAAUACAUGAACUCCCGCAAGCACGUGUUCGUCAAGACGUAUGACGAGGGCAUCCGGAGGGUGCGCACGUCCAAGGGCAAAUACGCACUGCUCAUCGAGUCGCCCAAAAAUGAUUAUACGAACGAACGGGAACCGUGCGACACGAUGAAGGUGGGCCGAAAUCUCGACGCCAAAGGAUUCGGCAUCGCUACGCCCUUGGGGUCACCGCUGAGAGACCCCAUCAAUCUGGCCGUGUUGUCAUUGAAGGAGAAUGGUGAGCUCACUAAGCUUGUCAACAAGUGGUGGUACGAUCGAACGGAAUGCAAACACACCGACAAACAGGACGCCUCGAGAAACGAACUGUCGCUCAGCAACGUCGCGGGAAUCUUUUACAUCCUGAUUGGUGGGCUGCUGGUGGCGCUUGCCGUUGCUCUGGUGGAAUUCUGUAUGAAAAGUUCCAACCGGGCAUCGAACCGGAUUCCCCUCUCCGACACAAUGGGUUCUAAUUCGAACUCCAAGAACAGACUGACGAUGCCUCCGACCACACGAGAGUACGACAAUGGACGAAUUGGGUACUACACUCCGUCGACGCACUCCGAGCCCGAUCCGAUCCAUGCCAACUCGCACACGCAGGUUUGAUGUAAGGAGCCGCCAGAAUUACGCCUAUGACGCCCACCUUACGCGCCCACCAUUCGACAAAUCGUGGCCAACAGUCAGCAUGACACGUCCACCCUGUUGAAGCAGCGGGUUUCGGCCGGCCCAGGAGCACCCACGGGCAGUGUGACUGGCCCCGGCGGUAUGGUGCACGAUAAUUCUGGCUUAUAAAAUGCUAACCCUAAACUCUGAAGCAUACAAUAUCCUACAUCUCAAAAGUGGUUGCCGACUUCAUCCGACGGAUGAAGGAAAAAAGCGGAAUGGAACCUUGGAAAUCAUUAAUGAUACGAAGACUAGGUAAUAAAUGUAAGAAAAUGGUGUACAUAGUUUAGUUUUUGUUAUAAAAUGUAAAAUUAAAACUAAUUAAAAAAUCUAAACCAAAAAACAAACAAAGAAACUUAAUCAAAUUUCAGAUUCUGCAAGUGUAAGACGCAGUCAGAAUCAAAAAAACUGAACUGAUGAAUGAAAAUAGAAUAUUGUAACAAAAAAAAACCUACUCUUCGUUAUUUGUUCGUUAAAUUGAUAGUGAAAUCCUUUGGUCGAGCGCAGGAACAUAAGAAACGAAUAUUAUGAAAAAAAAUCAACAUCCCAUCAUACUGACAGAUAUAAGCUGCAAAAUCAAAACAAUAGUUUACCUUUAAUCGAUCGUAAAUAGUGAAGUACUACAGAAGCAACUAGCAACUAUCAUGAACAGAAACCAAAACAGGAAGAAAAAAAACCCGACGUGAUUUGCCAAACGAACGAGUAUCUCUCUGCAAUUAGGAGAUGUUCGUUCAGCUAGAGUGGAAGAGAAAUUCCUGUAUCCUCUAAUGGAGCGAUGAAAAUACAUUGGAACGAAAAACAAAAAAAAAUAACAUUUCGUGAACUGCCGAGCGGAAUGAAUGAUUAGGUUGAAAGGGGUGACAGAGUGAAGGGUGACAUGAUGUUCACGAUCACGUUCAGACAUACGAAAGAUGAAUGGAAAUCAAUCACGCGGUCAAACAAUGAAAAAUUAAAAAAAAAACUUUAAAGACACAACCGAAGAAAGAAUAUCAAAAACAAAUACAAAAGUGAUGUGUUAUAAGUAAGCUAAUUAAGGUAUAAGUAUGGGGAAAUUGUUUUACCUGUGUUAUGUUUGUACAGUCAGUAUCAUACUGUUUCGUUGAGGAAUGUUUUUUGAAAUAAACCGAAAUCUAGAAACUUUU
Molecule: messenger RNA, 5966 nt
Organism: Toxorhynchites rutilus septentrionalis
Lineage: Eukaryota; Metazoa; Arthropoda; Insecta; Diptera; Culicidae
Product: glutamate receptor 1-like
Exons: 12
Coding region: 1843-4767 (974 amino acids)
Biological process (GO): modulation of chemical synaptic transmission; synaptic transmission, glutamatergic; monoatomic ion transport
Cellular component (GO): postsynaptic membrane; plasma membrane
Molecular function (GO): glutamate-gated receptor activity; transmitter-gated monoatomic ion channel activity involved in regulation of postsynaptic membrane potential
Source: RefSeq, a predicted model, not a curated record